This is a messenger RNA of Apiotrichum porosum, 579 nucleotides long. RefSeq lists its product as uncharacterized. The transcript has 2 exons. The record is from RefSeq and is a predicted model, not a curated record. Lineage: Eukaryota; Fungi; Basidiomycota; Tremellomycetes; Trichosporonales; Trichosporonaceae. Bases 1 to 579 code for a protein of 192 amino acids.
AUGACAAACGAGACCGCUCAGCCGCAAUCGCGAUCCAAGACCCCCUACGUCGUUGGCGGGGUGGUGGCCCUCUUGGCCGUUGGAGGGUGCACCACCGCACUCUACGUCCGCCGCGUGCAUCGACUGUACCCGGUCCACCCGCCGCAGCCAUACCACCUCACGCCAGUGGCGCAACAGCUCAACCUCAAGCUACCAACCACACUCGACGCGCCUGGAUACCUGUCCGCCACCGUCCCCCUCCCUCGCACGGGGGACCCCUUGGGGACGUUCACAAAGGCGUUCUAUGCCCACCCAUACUUUUGCGUCGAGGGGUGGGUGAUGCGCCGGCUCGGAUAUGCGGGCAUGCCACGACCACCGGGUGUCGGUGUGACAGAGGUCGCUCCAGACACCCAGACCCAGGCGUCUCGCGAGAGCCAUGUCGGCGGUUUGUUUGACGUGGUGGCAAAAACGCCCCAGUCGGUCCUGCUCUACUGGACCACACCGGCCAAAUGGCUCAAGGGACGUCUAAACGCCGUCGCAGGCGGUACGCAGGAGCUGUCAGCUGUCCCCAAACCUGGACCCGAAGGUCUCCUCGAGUAG